Helianthus annuus (common sunflower) is the source of this 2365-nucleotide messenger RNA. RefSeq names its product serine/threonine protein phosphatase 2A 55 kDa regulatory subunit B beta isoform. The transcript is spliced from 14 exons. Gene Ontology annotation, biological process: peptidyl-serine dephosphorylation. Gene Ontology annotation, molecular function: protein phosphatase regulator activity; protein binding. The record is from RefSeq and is a predicted model, not a curated record. Gene Ontology annotation, cellular component: protein phosphatase type 2A complex; cytosol. The coding region runs from base 374 to 1900 and encodes 508 amino acids. NCBI's taxonomy places the organism in Eukaryota, Viridiplantae, Streptophyta, Magnoliopsida, Asterales, Asteraceae.
AAAUCACAAGGCAAAAAAAUUAACUCCAAUCUCCCGAAUUCCCCCUUCCCCAAUUUUAGAGAGAGAAAGUGUUCGAACAAGAGAGAGAAAAUAAAAACAGAAUCUCAACCUGUAAAUGAAUCGAUUUCGUGAUGUUUUCGUUAAUUACGAUUACAAAUUUACAACGAUGAUCGUUAAUCAAUGAAUCUAAAACAGGCACAUCAUUAUAUCCGUUUGUUGAUGGAAUUAACUGACGAUUUGAAGGAUACGAUCUCGAUGAAAUAGUUACUGUAUGACCGAUCGGACGAUUGUUUUUGCUGAUUUGCGUUAGGUUUGGAUUGAGUUGGAUCGAUUAAUCGUGUAAUUGAUAUAAUAAUAAUAAGAAAAGGAGGAGAUGAAAGGUGGCGAAGGAGGAGAUGGUGCGCUAGAGUGGAAAUUCUCUCAGGUGUUUGGUGAACGAACCGCCGGUGAAGAAGUUCAGGAAGUUGAUAUCAUCUCAGCGAUUGAGUUUGAUAAAAGUGGUGACCAUCUUGCCACCGGUGAUCGUGGCGGAAGGGUAGUAUUAUUCGAGCGGACCGAUAAAAAGGAGCAUGGUGGAAAUAGAAAGGAUUUAGAGAAGACUGAUUAUUCAAUUAGUAAACAUCCAGAAUUUCGCUACAAAACCGAGUUUCAAAGCCAUGAACCGGAGUUUGAUUAUUUGAAGAGUCUGGAGAUUGAAGAGAAAAUUAACAAAAUCAGAUGGUGCCAAUCAGCCAAUGGUGCCCUGUUUCUUUUGUCUACUAAUGAUAAAACCAUUAAAUACUGGAAGGUCCAAGAAAAAAAGAUCAAGAAAGUUGCUGAAAUCAACAUGGUGCCUUCUAAAGCAACUGGAAAGGCCAAUGUUGCUAACUCAAGUGUUGCUUCUACCCCUAAACCGCAUCUUGCCAAUGGCGGUCAUACUGACAAAUCUUACACUAGCUUAAGCAAUGACUUAUUAUUUCCUCCCGGGGGCGUUUCGUCACUUCGUUUACCUGUGGUAGUAACUUGCAAUGAAACGAACCUCGUUGCAAGAUGUAGAAGGGUGUAUGCUCAUGCACAUGACUAUCACAUCAAUUCUAUCUCAAAUAACAGUGAUGGUGAAACAUUUAUAUCUGCUGAUGAUCUUCGGAUAAACCUUUGGAAUCUGGAAAUUAGCAACCAAAGUUUCAACAUUGUGGAUGUCAAGCCUACAAACAUGGAAGAUCUCACUGAGGUGAUUACAUCAGCCGAGUUUCAUCCUACCCAUUGUCAUACGCUAGCAUACAGUAGUUCAAAAGGAUCUAUUCGUCUUAUCGACUUGCGCCAGUCUGCACUGUGUGAUAAACAUUCUAAAUUGUUUGUGGAACAGGAAGCACCUGGUUCAAGAUCAUUUUUCACUGAGAUAAUAGCUUCAAUUUCCGAUAUAAAAUUUGGAAAAGAUGGAAGAUAUUUACUAAGUCGUGAUUAUAUGACCCUUAAGUUAUGGGACAUCAACAUGGACUCUGGUCCGGUCUCAACGUUUCAGGUCCAUGAACAUUUAAGACCCAGGCUGUGCGAUUUAUAUGAAAAUGAUUCUAUUUUCGAUAAAUUUGAGUGUUGUCUGAGUGGUGAUGGCCAGCGUGUAGCAACGGGUUCUUACAGCAACUUAUUCCGUGUCUUUGGGCGUCAUCCCGGAACUACCGAAGCAACUACUCUGGAAGCUAGCAGGAACCCAAUGAGGAAACAAGUGCAGACCCCUUCAAGGCCUUCCAGAUCCCUAAGCAGCAUAACCCGUGCAGUUAGACGAGGCGCAGAUAGCCCCGGGGUCGAUGCAAAUGGGAAUUCAUUUGAUUCGACAACAAAAUUACUCCAUCUCGCAUGGCAUCCUACCGAAAACUCAAUCGCUUGUGCUGCUGCAAACAGCUUGUACAUGUAUUAUGCAUGAUUUUAACAAAUUUUGGUUGCCAAAUUCCCAUUCUUUUUUUUUUUACUCUCUAAAUCACACCCUUCACUCGAAAAAAAAAAUCCAAAAAUCCAAAUAGAACAAGUUUUCUUUUAUUUUACCAAUUUUUCUUUCUACCCACGAUUCGUUUUAUUAUUUUCUUAUUUACCCAUAAGUUACGGUUUCUUUUUAUUAUUUUUUUCUAUUAUGUUUUGAUGUGAGAAAAAUUAUUUAGGUUGUAGUUUUAGUUGUGAAGGAGCUCUGCUGCCAACUUUGCAGGCCCUCAAGUUUACAUUUUACUUGUUUAAUACACUUAUUGUUUUAGAUUUAUUGCUUCAAAAAAUUCUGUUAACCUUUUUUAGUUGAUUUUUUCGUUAUUGUUUUAGCUUUAUUAUUGUUGAAAAUGUUUUGUCUGUAAAAGAAAAUUCUUGAAAGAUGUUAAUAAAUUGUUGGUGAAUGUUUAUGCAA